Hyposmocoma kahamanoa is the source of this 1158-nucleotide messenger RNA. RefSeq names its product odorant receptor 49a-like (gene Or-54). The transcript has 4 exons. Gene Ontology annotation, molecular function: olfactory receptor activity; odorant binding. The record is from RefSeq and is a predicted model, not a curated record. The coding region runs from base 1 to 1158 and encodes 385 amino acids. Lineage: Eukaryota; Metazoa; Arthropoda; Insecta; Lepidoptera; Cosmopterigidae. Gene Ontology annotation, biological process: detection of chemical stimulus involved in sensory perception of smell; sensory perception of smell. Gene Ontology annotation, cellular component: plasma membrane.
AUGCUAGAAUAUAUGAAAGAUCGCUAUCGUUACAUAAAGAAUCAAUGUCUAGGGAAUGAUAUAGACAAUGUCAUCUGGAUUGUAGACAGAAUUCCCAAAUUGGUUGGAUUUUCGCUCGAAAAGGAUAAAGUCCGUCACUUUACCCCGUUCUGGAUAGUCCAUUAUUCAUUGUUAUUCUACAUCUACAUAUGGGGCACCGCACAUUAUCAGAUAUACCACGCGGAAGAAAUUACAGAAUUCAUUCAGAGUUAUAUGAACAUAUCGGUACUUGUCUUCAUAUUGGAUAACAGUUGGUGGUGGAGGAACCAACGGCCUUUGUUGAAAAGCUUGCUUACAAAAGUGAAAUGGAGCGAUGAUAUGGUUAAGAGAAAUGUAACACUGCAUGAAAAACAUAUUAAAUGGAUAAAAAUCAUCAAAUUUCUGACAGGGGGCUUUCUAGGAUUUAAUAUAUUACAAAGUGCAUUUAUUUAUCUACCAGCACGCCUUAAUACUGAAAAUGACUUUUGCAUGACUAAUUGUAUAGGCAUGGAUUUAACCUACUCUCCCAAUAAGGAAAUAUGUAGCGUCAUUAUCCUCAUACAUAACUUAUGCGUGAUAAUAAUUUGCCUGAGUUUUCAAGCACUUCUUGGAAUUUUAAUUGUUCAUGCUACUGCAAUAUAUCAUUUGUUAGCAGAAGAAAUUUUACAAUUAGAUCGAGACGACGACUUAGAACGUAUUCAAGUAAAGGAGAAGCUUUCACACGUUAUUAAACGUCACAUUGUUAUCGUGGACGUCACUAAAGAUAUUAAAUAUCUGUAUAGUAUUCCAAUUGGGACCAAUUUAGGGUCUAAUGCCAUUUGUAUUUGCAUGUUCUUCUAUUUGGAUCUAAAAGAAUUGUUUGGUAUAACUCCACUCUUGGUCUAUUGCUUCUUGGUAUUUUUUCUUUAUUGUUUUUUGUGUCAGAAUUUGGUGAAUGCUGCGGAAUUAUUUGAGCGUUCUGUGUACAGUUGCGGUUGGGAGAAAUUCGAUGUAAAAGAGCAAAAAGCAGUGUAUUUAAUGUUGCUACAGGCUCAACAGAAAUUCGAGAUAUUGGCGGCUGACAUUGUACCAGUCAAUAUUUACACAUUUGCUACUACAUGUCAGUUUAUGUUUAAAUUAGUUACUGUUAUUAAGUUCUAA